AUGCCUACAAAGGUGGAAACAAUGCCGACUUCAGUAUCAUACCUCAACGGUGGCUCUUCCACAUACUCGAACCCCCCUCCUGAGUAUGAGACCGAAGCUGUAGAGCUAUCCCGCAUCUCACUAGCAUCCUCCUCCACAAACUCUCUUCCCGAGUACACUACCUUAUACAACAACAACAUCGCCUCAACCUCGGAUACAGAAGUCUUCUACCCAACUAAGCAACUUCAGAUCCAGGCACCAGGGUUUCCUCUCAUCAGCCUGCCUCUGCCACCACACCCAGACCCUAUCUACAUCUUCAACGUUGGACCAACAGGCGAUAUUGACGAAGCCGAAUAUGUUUCCAUUCGACCGGCUCGUAACUCAGGAUCAUGCUUCCUAGCACGAGCAAAAGAUGAAGUACAGAAACCACUCUGUACCACGACAUAUCGCUUCGGGCCAGGCAAGCCCCCCAAAAUUCGUCUUGAGAACGGAACAUCUCAGAACAAACAAUCUGAGGAAAUCGAAAUAAGCUGCAAGGGCGUCUUUACUCGCAGUGUAGUCAUGCGAACCCAUCUAGGCACCUUCGAGUGGCGGUACAGUUCCCGUGCUGAACGCCGCGCCGCACAAACCUCUGUUGGCGAAGAAAUUGACUGUUUGCUUAUCCUUGACCAGGUUAUGAAAGUAGCCGUAGCAGGCGGAAAGCAGGAAGAGCGACGACGCAAGGUUGGUCAGUUCGUGCGUAGCAAUGGACUCCGCACUCCAGGCUCAAGAAAAUGUACUGCUGGAAAUGGAGGGCGACUCAUGCUUGAUCUGCGCGAGUGGCUGGAUAGGAAGGACGAAAGUAUCGAGAUGGAGAUCCUUGCUGUUGCAAGCUGUGUAUCGAUGAUGAAGAAGGAAGUCGACAGAAGAAGAAUGCACCAGACUAUGGUGAUCAUGGGAGGUGCAUCUGGUGGUCCUUGA
This is a messenger RNA of Fusarium coffeatum, 939 nucleotides long. RefSeq lists its product as uncharacterized. The transcript has a single exon. Lineage: Eukaryota; Fungi; Ascomycota; Sordariomycetes; Hypocreales; Nectriaceae. Bases 1 to 939 code for a protein of 312 amino acids. The record is from RefSeq and is a predicted model, not a curated record.